UGCAGCUAGUUGCACAGUAGAGUAGCAGCAGUGGUAGAGGUAGAGCACACGCUAGCGUUUUGUGCACCCUGCUGUGUGUUCUCUGUGGGUACGGUCUGCUAACAGCUAAACAGCUAUUUCUGAUUGGGGUGAGGAAGGUGGGAACUUUUCAGCCUGUGAAGAGCUUUUUGAAAAGAAAUCGGCAAUGCUCCACCAGUGCGCUGUAGAUGGCUGUCCCAACAAAUCGGACACAAUUAUCCACUACAUUUUACCAGAGGAGCCGAUAAGACGUCAGCAAUGGGUAGAUUUUUUGAGAAGACAGAGAAGUGCCGACAUUUCUCGGUGUACUCGUAUUUGCAGUAGCCAUUUUUCAGAAGACAGCUUUACCAAACUCGAUUUAGGAUUCACAAAACGGUUGAUCUUGAAUGUGAAUGCUGUUCCUAGCAUUUACACAGAUGUGAAAGCGGUUCUGGAAAGAAGCCAUGCAAAUGAGACUCCCCUAUCAGAAAGUCCCAGUGAGUCAGAGAGUGGCAUCACUGUAUGCAGUACAGUUUCCUUGGCCUGCAUCAAGAAGGAGCCAGGACAAGAUGAGCAGAGCUGCGAUGCCAUGUCAUCCAUCAAAGAGGAACCAAUGGAGGACGACGGAUAUGGAGACUCAUCAUCCAACCAUCUGACUGAAGACGAAAUGCAGAGCUUUGAUGGUAACAUCUUGAAAGUCGAGGCCACUGGUAACAUAGACAUUGAUGACGGCAAACCCUUUCACUGCUUACACUGUGGGGAAGGUUUUCAAAACAAGGCUGUGCUCCAACAACACGAGAUGAGACACAAAACCCUGGUGGCGCCAGCCUCGACCACACCGGCCGCAGAAAAGACCUACGAAUGCCAACACUGUGGCAAAGUGUUCAGCCAUAAAGGGUUUUUAAAAGCCCACGAAAAAAUACACGCCAGCAUGGCCACAGAAAUGGCCUUCGCCUGCAAAGAAUGCAACAGAAGAUUUCUUAACAAUUCCAGCUUGAAAAAACACAUGCGCAAUCAUCUAAAACACCUGAAAUACCCAUGCCCAGUGUGCGGGGAAGAGUUUGAAAUGAAGGGUAGUCUUCAUGUUCACAUCAAGCAGCACCCAGGGGAAAAGUUGCGCUGCAAAUACUGCAAUUCGGGGUUCUGGAAAAUGGACGCGUACCUGAAGCACUUGGAUUGCCACACGGUGAUAACCCCCUACUACUGUCCAAAAUGUAAGCUCUACCAGCGGACCGAAAGGGGAUUCCAGCUGCAUCAGACACGUUGUCCCAUGAGAGACCCAGAGGUGACCAUGAUUGUGAAGGAUGAGGAUGAGGAGGAGGUGGUAGCUAAGGAUGGGGAGCAGGAGGAGGUCAUUAAGGACGCUGAAAAGGAGAAGAUUGUUUAAAUAGGGAGACAAAAAAUCCUCUUAGUCAGUGCUUUACACAACAGAGUAUCACAGGGAGAGCUGGGGGGGGGUGUCACAUGAUGACAAUGAUGAUAAACUGGCACACAGAUCUCGCUGGCAUUCUUGGUGGGGGCUAACUCAAAUUUUGUUGUGCAAAAUUGAUCAAUGGGUAUGGUGUUUUGGUUAGAUGUAUCAAAUGAUUGUGUUUAAACCUCUGACCUUGUUUUUGAAUAUCACUCUUAUAUUGAUUGAUUUUGUUUUACUUCAUUUUCUUAUUUAUUUUACUUUUAUGUUGUCAUCACAUGCACAGCAAUAGUCACUAGGAUAUUAUUUCCUUGUAGUAAGUCAGUUCAUGUUUGAGGUGUUGUAUUUGAUCCCAUUUCUUUUGUUAUGAGAAACAAAUAGGCUUAAAGUAGUAAGAUGGGGGUGUAAUAACUGAUUAUUGAUCAUUGAAUGUGUAGUGUAAAUGCACCGUUUGCCUACUGUAGCUUCUUAAAACUGCUGUGAUUAAAUUAUAAAUCAUGUACCUACAGAUGAUGUGAAGACAUUCUUUUUUUUUUUUUUUUUUUAACUGUCAAGUGAUGUCUAUUUAAGAGAGAAGUCCCUUUCCAAGUUAGUCCAACAGUGCAAGACACUGUUCACCAUCAAUUGUAAUUAUGUCUGUUAUGCUGAGGGAUAGAUUUUAAUUUGUAUGUAGAUUUUGAAAUAAAAAAAUUAAGUUACUGUCUUCUGUAAUGAAAUGCAAUGUAUCCACAAUUAAAUGUUUAAAAAACG
Molecule: messenger RNA, 2158 nt
Organism: Engraulis encrasicolus (European anchovy)
Lineage: Eukaryota; Metazoa; Chordata; Actinopteri; Clupeiformes; Engraulidae
Product: zinc finger protein 33B-like
Exons: 2
Coding region: 185-1384 (399 amino acids)
Biological process (GO): regulation of transcription by RNA polymerase II
Molecular function (GO): DNA-binding transcription factor activity, RNA polymerase II-specific; RNA polymerase II cis-regulatory region sequence-specific DNA binding
Source: RefSeq, a predicted model, not a curated record